AUGGCAACCUUUGUGCAGCUCCUGGUGUCACAGGCGGAGCAGGUGGUUUUGCGUCUCUUCAAGGCAGAGCGUGGCGAGGGGCCCGGCUCCUUCCUGGAGGCGCCACGGACGGAGAAGCUGCUGGAGCGGGGCGAGGGAAGCGGGCUGCGCUAUGGGUUGGGCGCCAUGCAGGGCUGGCGGGCACACAUGGAGGAUGCUCACACAGCUCAGUCCCAGCUGCCAGGUGCCCUGGCCACCUGGGCCUUCUUUGCCGUGUAUGACGGGCACACGGGCAGCACGGUGGCGCAGUUCUGCACCCACCACCUGCUGGGGGAGGUGGUAGUGGGCGAGGCCUUCACAGGGGAGGCGAAGUCGCCUGAGGCGGUGAAGGAGGCGGUGCGGGAGGGCUUCCUGAGCAUCGACAGCCGCAUGCAGGUGCUGGCCCGCGCUGAGGGGUGGGAGCACGCUGGCUCCACCGCCGUGGCCGUGCUGGUCUCGCUGGGCCACCUCUACUUCAUCAACCUGGGCGACUCGCAGGCGCUGCUGUGCCGGGCCAGCUGCCUCACCUUCUACACAGAGGACCACAAGCCCAGCCGGCCGCGGGAGCGGGAGCGCAUCGAGAACGCCGGUGGCACCGUCCUGCUGCAGCGUGUCAACGGCUCCUUGGCCGUCUCCCACGCCCUGGGCGACUUUGACUACAAGGCUGUGGCCUGGGGGGGGGGGCAGACGGAGCAGCUGGUGUCACCCGAGCCCGAGGUGUACGAACUGGCGCGCUGCCCUGGCGAGGACGAGUUCCUGGUGCUGGCUUGCGAUGGCGUCUGGGACGCCUUCGACACCGAGGGGCUCUGCGCCUUCGUCCGCUCCCACCUGCUGCUCGGUGCAGACCCACAGGCCGUGUGCAAGGAGGUCCUGGACGCUGGGCUCUACAAGGGAAGCCACGACAACAUGACCUGCAUGGUGAUGUGUUUCCGGGGGGGCCCUGGCAUCUCCCAGGCUGCCCUGCAGAAGGAGAGGGAGCUGGACGCACACCUGGAGAGCUGGGUGGCAGGGACCUGUGAUGAGCGGCGCCCCCCCUGCUGA
This is a messenger RNA of Chelonoidis abingdonii (Abingdon island giant tortoise), 1059 nucleotides long. The record is from RefSeq and is a predicted model, not a curated record. Lineage: Eukaryota; Metazoa; Chordata; Testudines; Testudinidae.